AACCGCCAUCACCUUUUUAAUUGAUCGCUUCAUACCUUACGAGUGUUGAGCACGUGACCGCUGACCCCGGUCCUUCUCUUGUUCGCCCUAUGUUUACGCCACCGGCGAGCCGAGCAAUGCUUUGCCGGUUUUAUCGGUUAGAACUCUUGUAGGCUCCAUUUUGACCUGGUCACGCCAUCUACCGACAUUCCGGCGAACCCCGUACCCCCUAUAAAAUCAACGUUACCUAUAGUUCGGAACUUCCCCGUGGGGCCAUCUCCCGGAACCGCGGCGAAACAUCGAGACACUUCAACCUCGCGACAAAUAAUCGACGACCUUACGGCCCUUGUUAUCUCGACAUGAACCGAAUGCAAAUGAACGCAACCAGGUCUAACGAUACAGCUCAGUUCUUCGCAGUUCAGUACCGACAAUAAUAGAGAACGUAUUAACCGAACGCUGCGAUCAUGAAUAUUUCCUUCGAGGGCAAACGAAUCCUCGUAACCGGUGCGGGCAAGGGCAUCGGAAGAAACCUGGCGCUGCGGCUGUCGGAACUCGGAGGAACCGUGGUCGCCCUCUCCAGAAGUCAGGAGGACCUGGAUAGCCUGGUCAAGGAGGACCCUAAAAUCAAGACCGUCGCGGUGGAUCUGGCGAACUGGGACGAGACGAAAAAUGCUGUCCAGGGCGUCCUGCCGAUCGACCUGUUGGUCAAUAACGCCGCCAUGGCGAGUUUGGCUCCGUUCGUCGACAUCAAGCCGGAAGUCUUCGAGGUCCUGUACAACGUGAACGUGAUAGCGGUGGCGAACGUGUCCCAGGUCGUGGCCAGGGACAUGAUCGCCCGAAAAGUGGGCGGCAGCAUCGUCAACGUCUCCUCCCAGGCUUCCCAGAACGCCCUGAAGGAGCACGUCGCGUACAGCGCCUCCAAGGCGGCUCUGGACAUGUUAACGAGGACGAUGGCGCUGGAGCUGGGUCCUUGCAACAUCCGCGUGAACGCCGUCAAUCCCACGGUGGUCCUCACCAAGAUGGGGAAGCUGGCCUGGAGCGACCCCGAGAAGGCUCGCGAGAUGCUGUCCAAGAUCCCCAUGGGUCGAUUCGCGGAAGUCCACGAGGUCGUGGACGUCAUCGUGUACCUCCUGAGCGAGCGCAGCUCCAUGGUCAACGGGAUCACCUUGCCGGUCGACGGAGGAUUCCUGGCCGUGUAAAGGUGCCUCUUCCCCGACCUUCGUCGAGAACGGCUCUUCCCUUUUCUUGCUAUUUUUUCCCUGUGAAGUCACCGCUGAUAAAGUAGCUCCCGUCGAGGGAGUGCGAAAGUUCAAGGACGACGAGUCGCGCUAUCGACCGGGACGCGGGACUGGAAGGAGGGAUGUUUUCGAUAAGGAGGCAAACAAACCGGCAAUAAAGUCCAAUUACAAGUA
Molecule: messenger RNA, 1391 nt
Organism: Orussus abietinus
Lineage: Eukaryota; Metazoa; Arthropoda; Insecta; Hymenoptera; Orussidae
Product: L-xylulose reductase
Exons: 4
Coding region: 444-1178 (244 amino acids)
Biological process (GO): xylulose metabolic process; glucose metabolic process
Molecular function (GO): carbonyl reductase (NADPH) activity; L-xylulose reductase (NADPH) activity
Source: RefSeq, a predicted model, not a curated record